AUGUCCAAACCAUAUAUCUCUCUACUACGGGCAGCUGUCUACCCCUCACCUCUGUUUUCAGAAAGUGUAUCUCCACCCAAGUUGACCCCAGAACAUCAUCAGACACCGUCGUGGCUAUGGAAAUAUACUCGGAGGAUGGGGUAUUUUGCAGCGGGAGCAGCGACGAUAUACACGGUGGACAGGGUCUAUAACGCGUCUUCUUUAACGCGGACACUGAGGACAUUUACAACAAGUGCCUUGAUUACCUGGGAUUACAAGUCCAAUUUCACGCCGGGCAAGAGCGAGCAGAUACCGGAGUUGCACGAACGCGUCGGGCAGCGGGUGUUCGACCUGCUUUCGACCAACGGAGGGUUGUACAUCAAAUUUGGGCAAGCGAUAGCUGCGAACGCAGCGGCGCUCCCAGAGCCGAUCCAGAAGCAGUUCGCCAGCCUGUUCGACGACGCACCGCAGGUUCCCUACUCAACCAUCCACCGUGUAUUUGUAAAUGAGUUGGGGCAGCCUCCGAGCGGGCCCAACGGUGUAUUUGAGGUAUUUGAAGAAAAGGCUGUGGCCAGCGCAAGCAUCGCGCAAGUGCACAAGGCGAAACUCUGGCCCACGCGCGACGAGAGUGGACGUGUAGUAGACGAGGGAAAGUGGGUUGCAGUAAAGGUACAGAAGCCUGACGUGGCAAAGCAAAUGGAGUGGGACAUUGCUGCGUUCCGCUCUGUUAUGUGGAUGUUUGAGCAUUGGGCGUUUGAUCUGCCCGUAUAUUUCGUCGUUGAUUUUAUUGCAGACCAUCUAAGGCAAGAACUGGACUUUGUAAAUGAAGCACGAAACGCGCAGCAGACAGCUGAUUAUAUCGCAAAAGAACCGCUCCUGCGGGAUAAAGUAUACAUCCCUAAAAUCUACGAAGAAUACACGACAAAGAAGGUCAUGGUGGCUGAGUGGAUUGACGGGGUGCGUCUAUCAGAUAGGGAAGGUGUAUAUCGCCUCAUGGGCGAAGCUCUGCCGAAGAAAGCACAGCAUGUACCGGAGGGGACCACACACACCCAUAUCACAGCAGUCGAAAGCUCCGAUUUUUUAACCCCCUCGACAGUAUCGUCGUUCCACUACCCAGCGCACCCCCUCAAAGGCGGCGUCAAAUCUCUCAUCGAAACCCUCACUGAGCUGUUCUCCGCCCAGAUGUUCAAGUUUGGACAGGUGCACUGCGAUCCCCACCCGGGUAACAUCCUCAUACGCCCCUCUCCUACAAACCGCACCCAGCCGCAAGUCGUUCUGCUCGAUCAUGGGCUGUGUGUGCAGCUUCCUGAAGAAUUCAAGAGGGAGUGGGCGGAGCUGUGGCGGGCGAUGCUGGUGGGUGAUUUUAGUGGAGUGAAGAGUGUUGCGGAGCGAUGGGGGUUCGGCCCGUUACCUGAUUUGGUGGCGAGCUUUGUGAUGAUGCGGCCGACGAUUUUGAGGAAGGGGAGAGAGGUCAAGAAGACUGAUUCAGGGGCAGAGAAAACGAGAAAAGACGGAGAAAACGAGGAUAGAGAUAACGAGAAAAAGAGAGAACGGAUGUCAGAGUACGAGCUCAGUCUGAAGAUGAAGCAGAGGCUGAAGGAAUUUUUGGCGGACACGGAUCGGAUGCCCAAAGUCAUUCUGUUUCUGAACAGAAAUAUGCGGAUAAUGCAAGGGAACAACGCGUCAUUCGGCAGUCCCGUCAACGGCGUCAAAAUUACAGGCUACUGGGCUUCGAAGGAGCCCACUCGAAACACUCACCUCACAUUCUCCGAGCGCACGCGGGAGUGGUACAACCACACACGUUUCCAGCUCAGCAUGUUCAGCAUGGACUUCGCCAUUUGGAAGGCAUUGGUCGGGUUCUGGCUGCGCACACUUCCCGCUCGGAUGCACGCUCGGCUGCGUCGUGCUGCGCUGCCGCAGGACGACAACAAGAAGAAAAAGAUGACAAAGGAGGAGAUGGAGGAGGCACUAAGGGAGUUUAUUGUCGACGCCAUGGGCAUUGAUCUGCCGGAUGAACUCCCUGACUUGGACCUGUGA
Molecule: messenger RNA, 2016 nt
Organism: Psilocybe cubensis
Lineage: Eukaryota; Fungi; Basidiomycota; Agaricomycetes; Agaricales; Agrocybaceae
Exons: 6
Coding region: 1-2016 (671 amino acids)
Source: RefSeq, a predicted model, not a curated record